This is a messenger RNA of Symsagittifera roscoffensis, 1531 nucleotides long. RefSeq lists its product as uncharacterized. Bases 152 to 1531 code for a protein of 459 amino acids. The transcript has a single exon. The record is from RefSeq and is a predicted model, not a curated record. NCBI's taxonomy places the organism in Eukaryota, Metazoa, Xenacoelomorpha, Acoela, Convolutidae.
UAUCACAUCUACUAUCCUAUGAAAUUUAGUUUUUUUUUCAGGUAGUAGCACUGCUACAGAUAGCUCUAGUGGUACUAGCACUGGUACAAGCAGUGGAACUUCCACAGGAACCUCGAGUGCUGGCACAUCGGCUGCCGAAAGCCAAAGCAAAAUGCAGAGUGGUGAUAGCAAAACUCAGGAUAUUGGGUCAUCAGGUGCAUCAUCAGCUAGCGAAGAUAGCAGUAGCGAAACAAGUUCAGAUACAUCUGAGCUUAAUUCUAAACUAACUGGAACACAGGCUAGUUCUUCGUCUGGAGGAACCAAAAGCACCAACAUUUCCGGGCCAAAAUCAGAAAAAGAAUCCGAUGCAGCUAGUGAGGCAACAGGUGGAGCGAUUGGCUCGAAAAUGAGCAGCGCAGAAACAUCAUCGGCAAAAUCAGGAGUUGGAGUGGCAGACGAUAAUACCUCUCAAGCAUCGAAGCCCGACAGCACAAAGAGCGGUGGGUCUGACAAAUCAGGAGCAAUGAUCGCUGGCAAGAAAUCUUCCGGCAGUUCUUUGAACAUAGGAUCAACAGCGACAGGUAACACGGAUAGUGAGGCUACGGCUUCAUCAGCAUCCGCAGGCAAAGCUGGGUCUUCAAAUAGCAGCAACACCAAGUCUUCGACAGGUUCAGGACCAGUCGGAUCCAAAGUUUCUGACUCUUCUUCCUCAUCUGGUGGCAGCGACCCAUUCGGAGGAGCUACCGGAGAGUCAACAACAGCUGAAAGUGGUGGGGACCAAUUGAAACUUUCCGAAGCAAGCGCUGGAACUGGCGCAAGCAGUGAAAACAAAAGCAGUGUUUCAUCAGGCUCUACAGGUAGUACCAGUCUGGGUUCUUCUUCAUCUUCCUCUGGAACCAGCGGCAGCAGCGCGUCAAAAAGCGGCGUGUCAUCAAGCUAUCAGAAAGCACCAUCGGGCGAAGAUGCUGGAAGCGCAAGUACCAAAAACGUAGUCGGGAGCUCAGACGGCUCAAGUUCAUCUUCUUCUUCUGGAACAUCCUCUGCUGAAUCAUCGUCCAAUUUCUCAAGUGUAACAGACAGUGAUGAGCAGAACAACCCUGCAGCUGCAUCGGGAUCGACAAACAACGUCAUGAAAUCAAGACUGGAUGCCAGUAGUAGCAGUAGUUCAAGUACAUCCGCGCCUAGCUCGAGUUCAACGGAGCCUGCAGAUAGCUCAUCGACUAGUACUGAAAAUGAGUACAACAAAAUGCGCGACUAUACUGUUGGAGUUGCCCAGUAUGGAGACAGAGAGGGGCCUAAUUUCGAUUUCUCAGACAUGCCGGUGAAAGAUAAUAUGACCUUAUUUGGAGAAUCUCUGAAAGUGGAUUCUCCCACAAUAACUUUGGAAAGUAAAGAAAGUAGCGAAAUCACUUCCUCGGAAUACACAAAAAAGUACGCUUCAUACCACGGAGAUGGCGAUGUUGUAAGUCGGCGAAAUCAACUGCGCCAUGAUGAUAGAGUAUCCAAAAUUAAACUGCGAAAGACUUUCAAAUUUUGCUGGGGUUCGCGAUAA